Molecule: messenger RNA, 2853 nt
Organism: Sinocyclocheilus grahami
Lineage: Eukaryota; Metazoa; Chordata; Actinopteri; Cypriniformes; Cyprinidae
Gene: rhot2
Product: ras homolog family member T2
Exons: 21
Coding region: 136-2205 (689 amino acids)
Biological process (GO): mitochondrion organization
Cellular component (GO): mitochondrial outer membrane
Molecular function (GO): GTPase activity; GTP binding; calcium ion binding
Source: RefSeq, a predicted model, not a curated record
UCUGUAGGGGUGACAGUUUCUUUGGAUGGAAUGGGGCUAGCCAGAAACUAGUAGCACUGGGCUUUGAAUUGAAUUUGAAGUUUUCCGAAAAGAUAGCCGCAGCGUGUCAGAGAGUUCAAUAGAGAGCGGAGUGAAAUGAAACGCGAUGUCCGGAUACUGCUGUUGGGGGAACCCAAAGUGGGAAAGACCUCUCUCAUCAUGUCUCUGGUUGGAGAGGAGUUUCCUCAGCAGGUUCCUCUCCGGGCGGAGGAGAUCACCAUACCAGCCGACGUCACGCCUGAGAAAGUGCCCACACAUAUAGUCGACUAUUCAGAAAGUGAACAGUCUGAUGAAGUGUUGAGGGAGGAAAUCGUAAAGGCCAAUGUUGUGUGUGUGGUUUAUGAUGUCACACAAGAGGAAACCAUUGACAAGAUCAGGACUAAAUGGAUUCCGCUGGUGAACGGUGGUGCUGAGAAAGGAAGCAAGAUUCCCAUCAUCCUCGUGGGCAACAAGUCCGACCUGCGCUCCGGCAGCUCCAUGGAAACCAUUCUGCCAAUCAUGAACCAGUUUUCAGAGAUUGAGACCUGUGUAGAGUGCUCAGCUAAGAAUCUGAAGAAUAUUUCCGAGCUCUUUUAUUACGCCCAGAAGGCCGUUCUGCACCCGACUGCUCCGCUCUACGACCCUGAAGACAAACAGAAAUUGUGUUUCGGGAAUCCACUGGCUCCUCAGCUCCUCAGGCACGUGAAGACAGUCGUGUGGAAGAACACCAGUGAUGGAGUCCAGGACAACGGACUCACACUCAACGGUUUCUUGUUCUUGAACACUCUCUUUAUCCAGAGGGGACGUCAUGAAACCACCUGGACCAUCCUGCGUAAAUUCGGCUACGACGACACGCUCGAGUUGACCGAUGACUACCUCUACCCACCGUUACGAGUAUCGGUGUGUUGCACGACGGAGCUGAAUCAUCUGGGUCAUCAGUUCCUCCAGAAGCUGUUUGAUAAGUAUGACGAGAAAUUGUGUUUCGGGAAUCCACUGGCUCCUCAGGCUCUAGAAGACGUGAAGACAGUCGUGUGGAAGAACACCAGUGAUGGAGUCCAGGACAACGGACUCACACUCAACGGUUUCUUGUUCUUGAACACUCUCUUUAUCCAGAGGGGACGUCAUGAAACCACCUGGACCAUCCUGCGUAAAUUCGGCUACGACGACACGCUCGAGUUGACCGAUGACUACCUCUACCCACCGUUACGAGUAUCGGUGUGUUGCACGACGGAGCUGAAUCAUCUGGGUCAUCAGUUCCUCCAGAAGCUGUUUGAUAAGUAUGACGAGGAUAAAGAUUCAGCUCUCUCUCCUGCUGAGCUGAAGAAUCUAUUUAGUGUUUUACCCUACAUGCCCUGGGGCCCGGAGGUGUACAGUAACGUCCCCCUAUCAGACGACAACUACAUCUCACAGCACGGGUACUUCUGCCAGUGGAUGUUAUCGGCUUAUCUGGAUGUUCACCGGUGUUUGGAGCAUCUCGGUCACCUCGGGUAUCCCAUUCUAAUGGAGCGAGAGUCCCAGACCUCCGCUAUCACAGUAACAAGAGAAAAGGCGUUAGACCUGGAGAAGAGACAAACCCAGCGCACUGUGUUCCUCUGCAAAGUGAUCGGUCCACGCGGAACAGGAAAGACUGACUUCCUCCGAGCUUUUCUGCAGCGAAGCACUGAGAGAAACGAGCGCGACCCCGGUCCCCCCACAAUAUACGCCAUCAACACCGUCUCAAUAGCCAAUCAGGACAAGAACCUCAUCCUGGAGGAGGUGGACGUGGAAACCGAGUUUCUGAAAGCAGCAGAUGCAGCGUGUGAUGUGGCGUGUCUCAUGUAUGAUGUCAGCGACCCGGACUCCUUCAACUACUGCGCUAGUAUUUAUAAACAGCACUACAUGGACCGUGGGAUCCCGUGUGUGGUUGUGGGCUCCAAAGCUGAUCUGAUAGAAGCCAAACAGCAUCAUGGGAUGAGCCCGUCUGAGUUUUGUUACAAACAUCGGCUGCCUUCACCUCUCCGUUUCUCCACGCUGCUCACACACACUCACACACACAUUUACAGCAAGCUCACCUGGGCUGCCAUGUACCCGCACCUGAACGGAUCAGACAUGAGCAGCACGUCUUUCUGGCUGCGUGUGACUCUGGGCGCCACAAUAGCCGCCAUGCUGGGCUUCGCUCUGUACAGAGCCUUUAGCCGACACAAAUGAUGCAGACACAAUACAUGCAGAUAAACACACACUCCCCUGUUUCCUGCGCUCUGUCUUGGCCUUACUGAGUCACUGUGGCUUAACCAGGGCAUGAAGCUCUACUAGUUACAGUGACCACAAAACAAUUAAGCAGAUGUUUGUUUGUUUCUUCUCAGCUGGACUAAAGUAUUGCACACACACUUUGCUUUUAAUACGAAAAGUUCCCGAUCUUACUGUUUGACUGACAUCGGUCGACCCCAAGAGACAUUUUUUUCAUCAUGUUUUGAGGGGAACAAUAUCAAGAAAUGAUUUAAAAGGUUACGUUUUGAAUUGUACAGAGUUUGGAAUGUAUUGAAUCGCUUGGGAAAUCAGUGUGGAUCAUAAAUAUAUUCCAUGUGAAUUUGUAUUCUGUUUCUGAAGCGUGUGUUCAAAGGCAUCUCUGUGUUGGGGUCGGUUAUUGAGUUUUUAGCUCAGCCAGUUCAGGAAAUGCACUUAAAUGUAAUUUAUCAUUCACCCUCUCAAAAUGUUUUAGAAACUAAAGAAAGUUCUGGGUUAAAUAGAAGUUAAAAGAAUAGGUCAUUACCUGAAGAUUUACUCUCACUCAGAUCAUCCAAGAUGUAUAUUUGGCUAAAUUUAGCAUCACUUGCUCACCAAUGGAUGCUCUGCAGU